GCGGUGCCUCACAGGCUUCCAGUCAAUGGAGACAAGCGGCCACGCCAAUGCGAUAAUACUAGUGACAAACGAGGCCGUAGCCGAUGUCAAGUUAAAUUUGAGUUGAAAUAGUGCAUCGCUCGUAGAUGAACUGCCAUGCCCGUGAAGGAAUAGUUGUAUGCUAAACAAUUGGCCCUUUUUGCAGCUGACGCGCCGUAACAACACAAAGGCCUAUGUAGCUAGUUAGCUAGCUAACAAGUAAUUCAACGCCAGCUGCAGCAAAUUAACAGGCCUACCAUUUUAAUUUUUUUUUAUCCGUAACUUAAGACAGUUAAUCUGCUCUACCAACAAGACAGUAUUUCAGUAUUUAUUUUUGCUUCUAAUGGAGGAACAGAGUGCAGCGGCCAUGCAGCAAAAUUUGGACAGGAGUUGCUGGGUAUGCUUUGCCACAGACGAAGACGACCGCACAGCAGAGUGGGUGCGUCCGUGUCGCUGCCGCGGCUCCACCAAGUGGGUUCACCAGUCCUGCUUGCAGCGCUGGGUGGAUGAGAAGCAGCGGGGCAACAGCACGGCCCGUGUGGCCUGCCCACAAUGCAACGCAGAAUACCUCAUCGUCUUUCCCAAACUGGGUCCCGUGGUUUACGUGCUGGACCUGGCAGACCGGCUCAUCUCUAAGGCCGGCCCCUUCGCUGCAGCUGGCAUCAUGGUGGGCUCAAUCUACUGGACUGCCGUCACCUACGGAGCGGUCACGGUCAUGCAGGUGGUGGGCCAUAAGGAGGGCCUGGACGUUAUGGAGCGGGCCGACCCUCUGUUCCUGCUCAUUGGCCUGCCCACCAUCCCUGUCAUGCUGAUCCUUGGCAAGAUGAUCCGCUGGGAGGACUACGUCCUGCGUCUGUGGAGGAAGUACUCUAACAAACUGCAGAUCCUCAACAGCAUAUUCCCUGGGAUUGGCUGCCCAGUUCCUCGUAUCCCGGCAGAGGCCAGCCCCCUGGCGGACCACGUGUCGGCCACGCGGAUCCUGUGUGGCGCUCUGGUCUUCCCCACCAUCGCCACCAUCGUGGGGAAGCUCAUGUUCAGCAGCGUCAACUCCAACCUGCAGAGGACCAUCCUGGGAGGUAUCGCCUUUGUGGCCAUCAAGGGGGCAUUUAAGGUGUACUUCAAACAGCAGCAGUACCUGAGGCAAGCCCACCGCAAGAUCCUCAACUUCCCCGAGCAGGAGGAAGCCUGAGGAGGCUCCAGAGGACAGCCGGACAAACCGCACACCUCUGUCUGAGGGCCGAGGGAGGGGAGGAUAUAAACUGUCAGACUCUGAGCAGGAAGUUUUGGUGAAACAAACAUGGGAUCAGUGCCACCCUUACAACCUACUCCCACCCUCCUACACCUCCCCCCCCACCCCACCACCCCCGUCUGUCGCUGACAUCCACGCAAGGAUCCCCACCACCACUACACAUUUUUACUCCCGACGCUUUCGUAAGAAGACAAAUGAGACUUGUGGACACAGACUGGAGCAUGGUUACACACAACACCCCCCCCCCCCCCCCCCCCCCCCCCCCCCCCCCAUCUCUUUUCCAAGAACUCGUGCUGUGACUGUGGGGUGGACGUGCUUCCAAAAUCACAUAACUAAUACUUAUUGUAAACUUGCUGUAUUUUAAAGGAAGACAAUGCGGGGCAUGUGUAAUUAGUUUUAUAAUAAUUAUAAAUUGUUUUAUAAUGCUUAGUUUGCGGAUUUGAAAAGCCCCCUUUGCCAACGUUGGGGUUUAUAUUGAAUGGUGAUUAAUGUUCAGUGUGUGAAAGUGGAAUGUAUUCCUGAUAAAACAAUAAAACGUGUUGUGAAUCAUGACGCAGUACAUUACCCACAACCAGGAAGAAUUGCGAGAAUGUGUUGCGACUGUUGAGGUGUAAUCUUAAUGCGACUCUAAAGAGAACCAUCUAAACCCUGACCACUGAAAGGAUGUUAAUAUAGGUGUUUUAGACCCCCCGCAUUGAGGGGUGUCUUUAAUUUUUUCGUUCACAUGCCUUGGCAGUGUUCACGUAAAAUUGUCUAACUUUAUCUGUUUUUUGCAAAACACCAGUAACUGAUGCGUUUUUAAAGCUUCAUCACCCGUCGAGCCUAUUGCCAUAAGGCCGUCUGUCAGACGGUGGAUGGAGAAUGUGGAUGCUUUAAUCCUUUUAAUCAGAGCUUUUUGCAGUGACUGAGCAUUAUGAAAGUUUUGGGGAACUGAUGCAGCACUUUUCUCUGGGAGAUGUGAAACCUACAACUUAGUCUGGACUUUCUGUCUGUCUUUUUAUUCAACAUACAGUUCCCCUUCUGGAGCUGUUGGCAGGAAAUUAAAGGGCCAGUUUCAAAUUAAGAACAAGCUUCUCCUCACUAGCUGUGCAGAUAUUUAUUUCUGCCUACACCUCAGUUGCCUUUUACAAUAAAUACAAUUUUCAAAUGUCUUAAUUCUGGAAUUUUUAAGUACAAAAUUAAAACUCUUGACAGCAAUCUCAAUUAACUGGGACACCAUUUCUCAAAGCAAUGGAAAUGUCAAAACCUGGAAGAAAGUACUGUAUCUACAGAGGAUUAAGUGAGGGCUUUUUGUAAUUUCAGUGAACUGACUAACAUAGCACUAAUAGUAAAUAGGUUUGCUUUAAAUCAGUGGCAGCAUGUGAUCAAUGUCAGUUUUUCAUGUGACAAUUUUCAGAGGACCGAGGCACGGCACAUAGCUGACCACUUAACUAGCACAUGAAAACUGUGCCAGCUUCAGACAUCCUCCAGCUUGCAAGCCGCGACUUCCCCGGUACGUUCACUGUAAAAGCAUCCACUCCGCCAAAAGAGACAAAGUGUGAUCUGUGUUGUACGGACGUUGCUUGUGAGGCUGGAGUUCUACGGCAUCCGUUAUGUGAAUAAAUGUAUUUUUCCAACA
Micropterus dolomieu (smallmouth bass) is the source of this 2885-nucleotide messenger RNA. It is a transcript of the gene marchf5, whose product is annotated as membrane-associated ring finger (C3HC4) 5. Gene Ontology annotation, molecular function: zinc ion binding. The transcript has 6 exons. The record is from RefSeq and is a predicted model, not a curated record. NCBI's taxonomy places the organism in Eukaryota, Metazoa, Chordata, Actinopteri, Centrarchiformes, Centrarchidae. Bases 362 to 1207 code for a protein of 281 amino acids.